Molecule: messenger RNA, 1962 nt
Organism: Antechinus flavipes (yellow-footed antechinus)
Lineage: Eukaryota; Metazoa; Chordata; Mammalia; Dasyuromorphia; Dasyuridae
Product: relaxin receptor 1-like
Exons: 13
Coding region: 1-1962 (653 amino acids)
Biological process (GO): G protein-coupled receptor signaling pathway
Cellular component (GO): membrane
Molecular function (GO): G protein-coupled receptor activity; protein binding; protein-hormone receptor activity
Source: RefSeq, a predicted model, not a curated record
AUGGCAGUCAGUGGUGGGAGUCAAAGGCGCAUCCCAGGACCAGCAUUCGGGUGCCUGCUCAACAACUCGCUCGGCAAGCUGCCCACCCUUCCCCUCCGGGCCCAGGUGCUCCAGCUGAGCUGGCUAAGCCCCACGACUCCAUCCCAGAAGCCAGCACUGGGACUACAGAGCUUGUGGCGCACCCUGGGCCUGGCUCUGCUUCCUGUGGAGCCCGAGGGAUUCCAGGGUCUCUAUGCAAUGGAGACCACUCAGGGCUUGGAGAGAAAUCAGCUGCAGAGCCCGGGGAGCUCUGUCCCCCAGGACUGCGGAGCCUUGACCGUGCUGUCAAUCCGCUCCUUCGGGCUCUCAGACCCCUGCCCGGCAGCUGGAGGAGGAGCCCAGAGAGGGAACCCUUGGCUCCAGCCAGCCAUCUCUCCAUCCGUCCAUCCAUCCAUCCACUCACCCAUGCGUCCAUCCAGCUCCUGUGGCGGUGGCGGCUCUUGGCUGGUCCUGGAUACCGUAUGUGUGCUCGGGGGACGGGCAGGGCCCAGCGUGACCGAACCUAAAGUUGAGCCACAGGGCGAAGUCCUUCGGGGGAACGCGAUCAAAACGAUCGAGGAUGGGGCCUUUGCUGAGCUUCCUCACCUGGUGGAGCUAGACCUAUCCAGCAACCAAAUGGCCGAGCUGCCUCCGACACUGUACGAGGGCCUCCAGGAACUCCAGAUGCUGAACAUCUCGGCCAAUCCUCUGAAGGAGAUCCCUUUGGACCACUUUGACAAUCUCUCCCACCUGCAGUCGCUGAGCAUGAAGGGCAUGGAGAUCCCCAACAUUCAGAGCCGCAUGUUCCAGAAACUGGGCAACCUGUCUUACAUCUACUUCGACCACUUCCAGUACUGCAGUUACGCCCCCCAUGUGCGCAGCUGCCAGCCCAACACGGACGGCAUCUCUUCCCUGGAGAACCUCCUGGCCAACCUGCUCCUGCGGGUCUUCGUCUGGGUCAUCGCCUGCGCCACCUGCCUGGGCAACCUCUUCGUGGUCUGCAUGCGCACCCUCAUCGUGCCCGAGAACUUCCAGCACGCCAUGGCCAUCAAGUGUCUCUGCUGUGCCGACUUCCUCAUGGGAGUCUACCUGUUCUUCAUCGGCGCCUCGGACCUGCGCUACGCCGGCGAGUACAACAAGCACGCCCAGGCCUGGAUGGCCAGCCCCCAGUGCCAGGCCGUGGGCUGCCUGGCCAUGCUGUCCUCUGAGGUCUCCGUGCUGCUGCUCACGUACGUGACCCUGGAGAAGUACGUCGGCAUCGUCUUCCCCUUCAGCCACUACCGGGCCGGCCGCCGGCAGACCCUGCUCACUCUGGUGGCCAUCUGGCUGGUGGGCUUCACCAUCGCCGUGGUGCCCUUCUGGAGUCGGGGCCCCUUCGGCAACUACUACGGCAGCAACGGUGUCUGCUUCCCCCUCCACUUCGACACGCCCAACAACGCCAUGGCCCAGCACUACUCUACAGCCAUCUUCCUAGGGGUCAACCUGGUCGCCUUCAUCACCAUGGUGAUAGCCUACAGCAGCAUGUUCCACUCGGUCCGCGUCUCCCGGGCCCGCUCCGCAAAGCCCAGCUCCUUUGCUCGGGAGGUCUCUAUCGCCAAGCGCUUCUUCUUCAUUGUCUUCACUGACGCCCUGUGCUGGCUUCCCAUCUUUCUCCUGAAACUGCUGUCGCUGCUGCAUCUGGAGAUCCCAGGCACGGUCACUUCCUGGGUGGUGAUCUUCAUCCUGCCCAUCAACAGCGCCCUGAACCCCGUCCUCUACACCAUCACCACAACGCCCUUUCAGGAGAAGCUCAAGCAGUGUCUGCGGCGCGACGGCCGCCCCCCGGCUUCCUCCCGGGCCGCCGGGCCCAGCUUCGCCCUGGUGCCGCUCCGGGCCCGCGACAGGGACCUGCCCGAGCUGGCCAGCCAGCGCACCUGGAGGGCUGAGCUGGAGAUAGAGGACUGA